This is a messenger RNA of Angiostrongylus costaricensis, 1905 nucleotides long. The record is from the annotation of a GenBank genome assembly. Lineage: Eukaryota; Metazoa; Nematoda; Chromadorea; Rhabditida; Metastrongylidae.
AUGACUGACUGUGCGAGUGAACAGAAAUUGCUGAGUGAACUUCGUGUGACCGAGCUGAAGCACGAACUGGAGAAACGAAACUUGGACAAGAACGGAAUCAAGAUCAUUCUCACGGAUCGCCUAGAGAAGGUACGAAUUGAAAAUGGGAACGGCGUUGCAAAAGGUGAUCAUAACGAGGAGGCACUCCAAAUGGAUACCGAAGCAGCGCAGCUGGCAACUAACAGUGACAUUGAGAAAGCAGAUAACAUGUGUGACAAUGCUAAAGAGCUAAUCACAGCUGAUGAGCUUGCACCAGCAGCGUUUUUGACGACGAACGACGAGGAGAUGCUAGAAGAUCCGCUCGCUGACGUUCCUGCCGAGAGCACGACACCAUCUGCUAAACUAGCGGUUACCAUUUCAGCUCAGCUUCCAGCUAAAACACCAGUGCAGGCUCCACUUCCCGAUGAGAAAGAGAACGACAUCGCAGCGCGUUCGAUUUGGGUUCGUGGUCUCACUUCUGCUACUAAAGCUGCUGAUCUCAAGGUGUUAUGUACACAGUAUGGCAAAGUUGUGCGUGCGAAAAUUUACACCUCGAAGAAGCAGUCGACGUCGGCAUGUUAUGGAUAUGUGACGAUGGCCGACACUGCAGCUGCUGAGAGAGCAGCAGCCGCUAUGCAUAAGACACAGAUCAGAGGACGCACAAUCUCCGUCGAGAAGGCAGAUAGAUCGAAAGUUCCUGCCGUUAAACCUACAGCCGCGACUCCGAUGAAGAAAGAUGCGAGCAACGAGUCACCAGCUAAACGUGAUUCUGAGAAAAAGCUAACAGUUGAUGGUUCUAAGAAUAAAGCAGAAGUGGUCACUGAGAAAUGUCAAAGUGCCGAUGCGAAAACAAAAAGCGCAGGUUCUUCGACAUCAGCUCUAUCAAAGCGUGACAAUUCGCGGAGUGACAGAAAGAGAGACGACAAAGAGAGACAACGUUCUUCAAACAACGAAAGACGCGACAGUGAGAAACUGUCGAAGUCGUCAGUUGGGAGGCGUGAUUUCUCACGAAGAGUGGUUGCUCGGGAUCCACGACGUGAUUCUCAGAGAACUAUAUCCGCUGCUCGGCGGUAUCCUCUUACGCGCGGUAUCACGUCGCACACUCUCCGGGGACGAAUUACGCGACCUGGCGAACGGGGAGGUUAUGUGUCGUCAAUCCGUCGUCCAGAGGCAAUGAGUCAGCGCGACCUGCUCACGUUGAUGCGUCGUAAGGAAGAAGAGCACCGUCGUAGAGAGGCUGAGAUCGAAAAAGAACGUGCACUAGAGAGAGAGCGCGAGAGGAUCCGUUUUGAGCGUGAGCAACUCGAAAAGGAGCGCUUGCAACUUCAGCUACAAGCAGCGCUACAACAACAGAAAAUGGUUGCCAUGAGCUCUUCACGCACCAAAGAUUCGUAUGCACCCCGUUCAUCAAGCAGGAGUCGCCAUAGUGAGUACCGCUCAUCUCGCGAUGGAAGAGGAGAUAAACUUAGUUCUCCAUCACCACGUCAUCGUUCAUCAGAUCAUCUUCGUCUAGAGUGGAACGUGAUCGUUCUGAACAUAAAUCAAGUGCCGCAACUAGUCGAGGACGAAGUCGACAUGAUUCUUACAGUUCUCCACGCCGACAUGGCUCAUCACAGCCUGCAACAUACUCAUCGGGAAAGGAAUACGAGAGAGGGUACUCUUCGUCACGGUCGUAUUGGAAGUAGUACUGGUUGGGGAUCGUCUUCAGGGGCAGGCUUCGGUUCGUCGUCUGCGUGGGAAAGAAAUGGAGGAGCAACAGAAGUGGGGGAUGGUCGACAUUUGGCAGUGGUGGAGGAGCUUCGACAAGCGGUGGUAUGCGAUAUGAUUACGACAAAUAUCAGCAACGCUUCUGAAUUUGAAAUGAUUGAAAUGAUACUAUGGUGGUGA